CCUGUGCGCGCGCUCUGCACCUACGUGCUUGGUUGUGAGUUCCCCCUGUGGAGAGCGUCGAGAACAACGGAGCUGACAGCGGCACCUCCAGUCAAGGGGAAGAUGGAGACCAGGGAUUCUGACUUCAACAUACUGUUAGCUACUGAUUCGUACAAGGUCACACACUAUAAACAAUACCCGCCCAACACUAGUAAAGUGUACUCCUACUUCGAAUGCCGCGAGAAGAAGGCGGAUCCGUCCAAACCCCGGAAGGUUAAAUAUGAAAAGACGGUCUUCUACGGCCUGCAGUACAUCCUUUACAAAUAUCUAAAAGGGAAGGUCAUCACCCCUGAGAAGAUUCAGGAGGCACGGGAGGUGUACCGAGAACACUUUCAAGACGACGUGUUCAACCAGAAAGGCUGGAACUACAUACUGGAGAAAUAUGACGGCCAUCUGCCCAUCGAGAUCAAGGCUGUGCCAGAAGGAAGUGUGAUUCCUCGUGGAAACGUCCUCUUCACCGUGGAAAACACAGAUCCCGAGUGCUACUGGCUCACUAACUGGGUAGAGACUAUCCUGGUUCAGAGCUGGUAUCCCAUCACGGUCGCCACCAACUCCCGUGAGCAGAAGAAGAUCCUGGCCAAGCAUCUCAUGGAAACAUCAGGAAGUUUGGAAGGACUUGAGUACAAGCUGCAUGAUUUUGGUUACAGAGGUGUUUCAUCACAAGAGACUGCAGGCAUCGGCGCCUCGGCACACUUGGUGAACUUCAAAGGAACAGACACGGUGGCUGGGAUUGGAGUCGUUAAAAAGUACUAUGGCACAAAAGACCCAGUGCCUGGAUUUUCUGUUCCAGCUGCAGAACACAGCACAAUCACAGCAUGGGGUAAAGACCACGAGAAAGAUGCCUUUGAGCACAUUGUGAAGCAGUUCCCAUCGGUGCCCGUGUCCAUAGUCAGUGACAGUUAUGACAUCUACAACGCCUGUGAGAAGAUCUGGGGUGAGGAUCUGAGGGAGCUGGUGGAGAAACGGAGCGCAGAUGCUCCUCUGUUAGUGCGGCCAGACUCCGGGAACCCUCUAGACACUGUACUGAAGGUCUUGGAGAUUUUAGGCAAGAAAUUUUUUCCUGUCGAGAACUCUAAAGGUUACAAGGUGCUUCCUCCCUACAUUCGGGUCAUUCAGGGUGACGGUGUGGACAUCAAUACACUGCAGGAGAUCGUGGAGGGGAUGAAGGAGCACAGAUGGAGCAUCGAAAACAUUUCGUUUGGAUCAGGAGGCGCACUUCUGCAGAAACUCACCCGAGAUCUUCUUAACUGCUCUUUCAAGUGCAGCUACGUGGUGACAAAUGGAUUGGGGGUAAAUGUCUUCAAAGACCCUGUAGCAGACCCCAACAAGAGGUCAAAGAAGGGUCGUCUGUCUCUGCAUAUGACACAGAGUGGAGAUUAUGUGACCCUAGAGGAGGGGAAGGGUGAGCUGGAGGAGUACGGAGAGGAUCUGCUGCACACAGUCUUCCAUAAUGGGAAGAUCGUAAAGACGUACACCUUUGACGAGGUCAGAGACAAUGCCAGGCUCAAGCAGAGUGAAGUCGAGGAGCUGCUUCACUGAGAAGCCAAAGCUUCUUUCCUCCUGUCCAAACCCACACACUCCUCCUUCCUUCUCCUCCUUCUUUAGCCCGUAACUGUACCAGGUUGGAGAUGUUUAAAACCCCCAGCACUGAUAAAGAUAAUGAGAGAAUGUAACAGAUGGGGAAUAAAAGAGGGGAAGUGAGAGUGAGAAAGUGAUAGAAAAUAAAGAAACUCUCACUCUACCCUGUGUUCUGUGUAUGCACCUGUUUUUUAGUUUGUAGUCUCUAUAAAGCUUCAUGUGUCUUUAUUUUAACCUCGGGGGAAAUAAUCUAAAAUAAAAGGCGAGAUUUAAAUCGUCCGUUUCUCGUCUCUACGCACGAGGACCCGCGACCCUGCACGGUUCUCCCGCUUCCUGCACACUCGACCCAACACGGUAAGGGCUUUGAUAACUGGUGUGUUGGGAGCGGGGAAGCAGUGCAGAGAACCGGAGAUGAGAAACUUUCAAUUUCAGUUAUUUUAAUGAAGUAAUUGUAUAUGACCAAAUGGUUGGGAAAAAAAGCUGUAGAUUUCAUUUCAUGUUCUAGAGAGAGAGAGAGAGAGAGAGUGAGAGAUGUUGCUGAAUGUGAACACCUUGUAUAUGGACCAGGUCUUUACUUUUUAAUGCUGUUUCUUUAUGCAAUCGAGAUGGCUAAUCUGAAGGGAUGCACUUUUCCGACUUUCAUUUUUUUUUGGCCUUAUUCUUAUGUCUUAGUUUCAUUUUCCUUCCUUUAGGGGAAACUAUCCAAAUCCAUUGCUAGAUGUGAAAUGUGUUGUAGGAACCCUCUCUAGUGUAAACAUUGUAAAGUAGCUGUGUCUUGUAAUGGGGGGAGGGAAAAAACUACUUUUUUUUGUACAAGUACAAAUGUCACUUGCCUAUGUUUUCUAUGAUGUAGAGAACAAAAAAAAAUGUCGGUUUUAUUAUUUAAUGAGAAUCAUUUUAGAACAGCUUGGCUUCAGUAUUUUGUAUACUAACUGUUCGUUCAAACUCCAUAAUCAUUAUUUUUUAUGACGGAAGUAAAUAUUGCCUCAAUCCUCCUCGUAAAUAUCCAUAUAUGAUAUGUGGCCAAAAUGCCUUCUCUCUUGUAUAUAAUAUAAUUGUUUUAUUUAAAGAGAGCUGGUUGCUUAGAGGAAAUAGAAGUAUAUUGUUCUUAUUUUUGUCUAAUUCCCAUUUUAUACCAGGCAAAGAAUCCAUUUAUUUGCUAAGUUUCAUUAUGGCUGAAUUUGUUCAGUCAGCCUUGGGGUUUGUGUGUGUGUGUGUGUGAGAGAGAGAGAGUGUGUGUGUGUAUGUGCGUGUGUGUGUUUGGUCUUGUGGCUCUAGAUGUAGUUAAUGAUGCCUGCUUAUUUUAAUUUGUCUGAUAGAUUUAUGUAUAUGUUGGUGUCCCAGUUUUUGUUUUUUUCUCUAUUUUAAACGAAUCCAGUUACAAAAUUGUCAGCACAUUAAAAUCCAACCCUCUCUCUUUGC
Messenger RNA from Tachysurus vachellii, 3039 nucleotides. It is a transcript of the gene nampt1, whose product is annotated as nicotinamide phosphoribosyltransferase 1. Gene Ontology annotation, molecular function: nicotinamide phosphoribosyltransferase activity. Gene Ontology annotation, biological process: NAD+ biosynthetic process. The coding region runs from base 103 to 1578 and encodes 491 amino acids. The record is from RefSeq and is a predicted model, not a curated record. Lineage: Eukaryota; Metazoa; Chordata; Actinopteri; Siluriformes; Bagridae. The transcript is spliced from 11 exons.